UAUGCGAGGAGAAAAUAUCCAAGUAAAAGAGCCGAGGGUAAAACAGAAAGGAAACAAGGGAGAAAAGAGAGAAAAGGACAGAGACCAAAGGGACUGAAUGGAUUCUUCUCCCUUGACAGACAACCAUGUGGAAAGUACAGCGAGAGAAGCAGAUGCUGGUGGCAGCCAUCUACAUGCUGAGCAUUGGCCUGUCUUGUUUCUCAGUCUACAGCAGUGGGGAGUGCUACUUCAAUGCCAAAGCAAGCUGCGAGCAUCACGGCCAGUUGUUCGGGAUAGGGGAGAGCUGGACCACCGAGGACUGCUACCAGUGCAUCUGCAUGGAGCCUUUCGGAGUGGGCUGUUGUGACCCGAGCCCACGACCCGUGGAUUACCCAGACUGGUGCGAAGUGGUGCGGAAGCCAGAAUCCUGCAAUGUCGCUGUGGUGAUGCGGGCAAACCACAAGCUGCCCUGCCUGUACGGAAGGCGAGGCCGACCGCAGGCGGGACAGGCCUGGAAGUCGGACAAUGACCCCAUGUUCUCAUCGCUUGUUAUAUAGGAGUCUCCCAAGAGUAACAGUGUAAAACAACCAAAGCUCUUUAUUUGCGCAUCAGAUUGAAUGAGGUGUUCGGUUGUUCGACUGGUGGUGAAAUGUUUGCAACCUAA
This is a messenger RNA of Scleropages formosus (Asian bonytongue), 643 nucleotides long. RefSeq names its product microseminoprotein, prostate associated 1 (gene msmp1). The coding region runs from base 126 to 536 and encodes 136 amino acids. Lineage: Eukaryota; Metazoa; Chordata; Actinopteri; Osteoglossiformes; Osteoglossidae. Gene Ontology annotation, cellular component: cytoplasm. The transcript has 3 exons. The record is from RefSeq and is a predicted model, not a curated record.